AUGGCGGUGCCUCUGGCCGUCGAGUCGCCGCCGUCCACGCCAACGGCUCCGCCCCCGCUCCCGCACCCGCUCCCGCUCGCAGCCAUCCCGCCAGUCUCCGACGACGACGCUGACCCCGUCCACGCGCCCCCGCCCCGCGCCCCCGCCCCGCGCCCCCGCCCCGCGCACCCGCCGCGCCCCCGCCCCGCGCCCCCCGCCCCGCGCCCCGCCCCGCGCCCCCGCCCCCGCCGCGCCGAUCAUAGCCCCGCCAACGCCUCGACAGCGCGCCUCGCGCCGCGCGCGCACCAACACACCCACCGCGCACGAAAUCCUGAAUCCUUGCGACCUGAUAAAACGGAAUGUACCAUCCACACAUAUGCAGCCAUACGUAUCCAUUCAUAUGCAGCGAAGAUGGCUCGUAUUUGGGAAUUAGGGAUUUUCUAUUUUCACUAUAAGGUUAGUAGAGCA
Messenger RNA from Gryllus bimaculatus (two-spotted cricket), 447 nucleotides. The record is from the annotation of a GenBank genome assembly. NCBI's taxonomy places the organism in Eukaryota, Metazoa, Arthropoda, Insecta, Orthoptera, Gryllidae.